AUGUCUGAUUCACGAUUGUAUUCAUUCUCUCCGGAGACUAAGGAGAAGCUGAGAAAGUUCCGUCUCGGCACAUCGCGAGCCAAGGACGCGCAAGCUAUCAUCUACAUUAUCGAUGCAAAGAGCCAAGAGAUCCGUCCCCAGGACGGCGAGGUCUACUCGAAGAUGGAGGAUCUGGCCGACGACCUCCCCGAAUCGUCACCACGCUUCAUCCUCCUCAGCCACCCACUCACAAUGAAGUCCGGUCGUCUCUCGGUCCCCUACGUCCUCCUCUACUGGUUGCCAGAGAACUGCAACCCAUCACAGCGCAUGAUGUACGCCGGUGCGGUGGAGCUAAUGCGGACCACCGCCGAGGUGAACCGAGUUGUGGAGGUCGAGAGCGACGAAGAUAUUGUAACCAUUGCCGAUAAGCUGAUCAGCUCUGAGUAA
Penicillium pulvis is the source of this 426-nucleotide messenger RNA. Its product is annotated as GMF family protein. Gene Ontology annotation, biological process: negative regulation of Arp2/3 complex-mediated actin nucleation; actin filament debranching. Gene Ontology annotation, molecular function: Arp2/3 complex binding; actin binding. The coding region runs from base 1 to 426 and encodes 141 amino acids. Gene Ontology annotation, cellular component: actin cortical patch. NCBI's taxonomy places the organism in Eukaryota, Fungi, Ascomycota, Eurotiomycetes, Eurotiales, Aspergillaceae. The transcript has 4 exons. The record is from RefSeq and is a predicted model, not a curated record.